UGAAUCAUUGCUUUCGAGGAGGAGUCGAACAGAAUACACCGUUCUCACCCAAACCGACAUACAUUGUAGCUCAUCAUUAUCACAGGUUAGUCCUUACGGCCAGAGUAGCACAGACACAGUUCUUAUAGUUCUUAGCUGGGCUGUUGGCUUUUUAAAGAAAAGAGCCUGUAGGCGGAUAAAAAGAACCUGUAGACGACAUUGCACCUGAACGCCAGUGAUAGAAAGUUUCGCAGCUGGAGAGUUUGGGACCCACAUCCAAAGUUUGAAAACCGCAGACCGAGAGUGAAGCGCGCACAUGGCUGCACUGAUUAGCGCUUAUUCCUCAUGGCCGGAGAGCUUUGAAUGCUCUGCGGGAGAUGGGGAUGUAUCCGACGGACACACCUCCCACAGAACUCCUGCAGACAAGACAUCGGAGCCGCGCAUAAGGAGACCUAUGAACGCUUUCAUGGUCUGGGCCAAAGAUGAGCGCAAGAGGCUUGCGGUUCAAAAUCCAGACCUCCACAAUGCGGAGCUAAGCAAAAUGUUGGGUAAGUCAUGGAAGGCCCUGACUCCCUCGCAGAAAAGACCAUAUGUGGAGGAAGCAGAGAGGCUGCGGGUACAACACAUGCAGGACUACCCCAACUACAAGUACCGUCCCCGCAGAAAGAAGCAGCUGAAGCGUAUCUGCAAGCGCGUGGACCCCGGCUUCCUGCUGAAUGGCCUCGGCCCUGACCAGGGCUCUCUGCCGGACCCGCGUGGCUGCUGUCACCCCAUGGAUAAAGAAGAUGAGAGCAGAGUUGGCAGCGGCGGCUUUUCCUCCCCGAGUGCAGCUCUUCCUGGAGUGAGAGUCUUCAGGGACCCGUCCGGCUCCAGCAGUAGUUUCGACACCUAUCCCUACGGCUUGCCCACGCCGCCUGAGAUGUCACCCCUCGAUGCAGUGGACCACGAGCAUGCCUCCUACUACUCACCUUCCAGCUCCAUCCCCACCAGCUCCUGCUCAUCCUCUUCCUCCUGCCCAGAGGACCGACGUCCCACCCCGGCUCACAUGAGCAGCCCUCCCCCAUACCAUCCUGAAUACUCCCAUCAGGCAUCUCUCCACUGUGGUAGCUCUCAUCUCGGCCACAUGCCCAUGUCUCACCAAGGCAGCGGGCCUGCCCUCAUACCCACUCCUACACUCUCCUACUACAGCACUUCCUUCUCUCAGGUCCCGGUGCACCACAGUCUCCAGGGCCACUUAGGCCAGCUUUCUCCCCCACCUGAGCAGGGCCACCUGGAGAGCUUGGACCAGUUGAGUCAGGCUGAAUUGUUGGGCGAGGUGGACCGGGAUGAGUUUGAUCAGUACCUGAAUUCCACCACCUAUCACCCUGAACAGGGCGGCAUGACCGUGACGGGACACAUUCAGGUAACGGCAACAUCCACCUGCCCUAGCAGCACCACGGAAAGCAGUCUCAUUUCUGUACUGGCUGACGCAACGGCUGCCUACUACAACAACUACAGCAUUUCUUAAAGAAUAAAGCAAAGCAAAUGACAAUGUGUGUGGCCGGGGACGGUGGGCUGUAAAUGUGUCAGCGGUGUGACAGGCAGGUAAACAAAGGAGACGUGAAGUAGGGGAGGUAAGCGAAGCCACAGGAAGUUAAUGGACACAGGAAGUUAAUGGACACCUCAGGGAUGCAUAGAUAAAGCUCAUUCCCAUCUUUGUUUCCAAAAAGAGAGGAAGAGAAUAAAAAAGCAACUAGACAAACUUUUAGUCCUGCUGAAAUGUUUUCAAACAUGGCCAUAGAUGCUUGUAUAUUUGCUCUAUAGCUUAUUUAUGUAUCUAUUUUUUUGCAUUAAUCCAUAUUGUAUUGCUGUUUCAGUCCUAAUAAUCAUGUCUGUCAUGAACCUCAGUUGUUUUACCUCAAGACACUGUAUUUAAAUGAGGCUGGACUCUUCUGCAAAUCUUCCAUAAGGACAUUGUGUAUCAUGAAGAAAAUUCUGCAGUCUCCUUUUUCUAUCCACAUCCAUAUGAAUAUAUAUUGUAAUCAUUAGUUGUUACCAAGAAAAUAAUAAUGAUGAAUAUUAUUGUAUGCUGAUUUAGGUUUGUGACAUUAAUUUUAUUUAAAAUGAAAAUACCAAAUUUCAACUUUGAUAUCUUCACAGAUAUUGAUGUCAUAUGAAUAACCAUAGCUCAGAGACAAAGUUGAUAUAUAUUGAUCAGACUAUAUGAAUGAUUACUAUGAAGGACCAUGCGUUGGCAUUUUUCCUUGAUCUGUAUUGUGUAUGUCCAAACACGCACAGAGUGAUGUCUGUUGUUUUGGCCAACCUGAAAAAAAUGCUUUGUAGACACUCUUUAUCAUUUUGUGAAAUAUUAAACUGAAUGUUCUGAGAAGCCCACUGAAACAGGCACCAGUAAAUAAAAGCAACAUUUAAACACA
Molecule: messenger RNA, 2393 nt
Organism: Electrophorus electricus (electric eel)
Lineage: Eukaryota; Metazoa; Chordata; Actinopteri; Gymnotiformes; Gymnotidae
Gene: sox7
Product: SRY-box transcription factor 7
Biological process (GO): cell differentiation; positive regulation of transcription by RNA polymerase II
Cellular component (GO): nucleus
Molecular function (GO): RNA polymerase II cis-regulatory region sequence-specific DNA binding; DNA-binding transcription activator activity, RNA polymerase II-specific
Source: RefSeq, a predicted model, not a curated record